This is a messenger RNA of Selaginella moellendorffii, 1482 nucleotides long. RefSeq names its product pentatricopeptide repeat-containing protein At4g02750-like. The transcript has 3 exons. Lineage: Eukaryota; Viridiplantae; Streptophyta; Lycopodiopsida; Selaginellales; Selaginellaceae. The record is from RefSeq and is a predicted model, not a curated record. Gene Ontology annotation, molecular function: RNA binding; protein binding. Gene Ontology annotation, biological process: RNA modification. Bases 1 to 1482 code for a protein of 493 amino acids.
AUGGAUAUGAUGCAACAUGCUAGGAUGCGUAAGAGUCAACCUGGUCUUCAAAGAUCCCGAGCUUACCACGUUUACUUUGGUCAUACGAGAACAAAGGCUCACAAGCUCGAGGAGCAAGAGAUGGAUAUAAAUCUCCAAGAAUAUUGUGUACCGCUCUUGGCAAACGCUGCAAGAGCCAUCCAUGCUUAUAUUUCAAAGAGCCAGCAUGCUGCCAGUGACAACUACAGAUACCUCUCCAAUUUGUUGGUCCAAAUGUAUGGAAGGUGUGGAAGUGUCGAAAGCGCCAGAGGCGUCUUUAACGAGAUCGUCAACAAGAAUUCAUACUCCUGGGUGCUGAUGAUCUCCGCACUUGCCGCAAAUGGGCAUUUUGAAGAGACCAAAAGGUCUCUCAAUGCAAUGCCUCAACAAAACCUUUUUGCAUGGAACACUAUUCUAGUCGCUUAUGCGCAAAGCGAUCAUUUGGAAGAGGCUGAAUCUGUGUUUUUUGAGAUGCCCCUGCAGAACAUUAUUUCAUGGACUGCCAUGCUCGAAGCAUAUGCCGGAUCUGGGCAUUUUCUCAAUGCAAGAAACCUCUUUCACUCCAUGCCCGAAAGAGAUCUCGUUUCAUUGACUGUUAUUAUAAGUUUACUCGCUCCGGAGUGGAACUUGGUCUCUUGGAAUGCACUGCUCACGGCAUAUAUCCACAAGAAGAGACUCGAAGACGCAAAGUGUUUCUUCGAUAGCAGCCCGGAGAAGAACAUGGUAACUUGGACAGCCAUGCUGGUGGCUUAUUCGGAGAACGACCACCUGGAGCUCGCCAAGAACAUCUUCGACGGGAUGCCCGAGAGGAGCACCGUGUCUUGGACAGCGAUGGUGUCCGCCUAUGCCCAGGCCUGGUAUAUGGACGACGCAAAGUUCCUGUUUGUGGAGAUGCCGGAGCACAACUCCGUGUCCUGGAACGUGCUGCUCACGUCUUUUGCUCGCAACGGGCUGCUGGGAGAGUGCCGGAGAGUUUUCGAUUCGUCUCCACAGCACUGGCAGGACACGGCGCUGUGGAACGCGAUGAUGACGACGUAUGCCCAAAACGGGCACUCGGAGGAGUGCAUGGGGCUCUUCAAGGUCAUGGAAGUUGAGGGCGUGAGGCCCAACGAGACCUCUUUCACUUGCGCGUUGCUUGGCUGCAGCCAUCUUGGAGAUUUAGAAUCUGGCUUGGAGUUUUUUGUGUCCAUGACUGGUGACCAUGAUCUAAGACCGAACAAGCACCACUUUAGCUGUAUGAUCGACAUACUCGCCCGAUCUGGGCAUCUGGAAAACGCUCGAGAGCUUGCCUGGAGUAUGCCGUUUGUCCCUGAGGCUAUGGACUGGAACUGCUUGCUUCUGGCCUCGAAGAGUCACAGUGAUAUGAAAACCGGGAGCAAAGCAGCUAGACACGCUCUCGAGGCUGGUUCCAAGAGCUCGACUCCAUAUGUGAUGCUAUCGACAACAAUGCGAAUGAGAAGAUGA